AUGCUGGUCCCCCCAACGGCCGCAUUACCAUUAUUGGAAGACACCUGCGAGGCCUCCGCCAUGUCCGCGGGACAAUUGGCAAGGCAGCGCUCUUCCUCGUCCGGUACAAGACCUUCGCUCAGGUCGGCGACACCGAUAGAUCCUCGUGUCACCGACGUCGACUUUGAAGCAUGUGCGGCUACAGCCUCCUACUUCAUCUACACUCAGGGCCCGACGAUAGUAUGCCUUCAUCACGAUUCAUUGGCGGUUGAAAGGCGCUUCGAUGGGGGAAAGGACGGACAUGAAGAGCCGAUAGUAUUUGUUUGCGCGGACAACGUCAGUGAACGGGGAGCCGGGAGGUUGGUGGUGAGCUAUGAUGCUGGAAAGGUUGCGAUUGUGUGGGAUCUAUUUACGGGGCUACAAGUCGCAAGAUUUGGAUCAUACCAUACGAUCGGUGCUGCAGCGUGGAUGAGGAACGGAAAUAUCGCCUUUGGGAACACGGAGGGCAGCAUCAUUCUAUUCCAACCGCAGAACUCCGAGCAUAUAUCAGCGCGCACUAUCAACGACCCGAUUACAGCUAUAGCGCCUGCAUGGGAUUGCAAGACAUAUGCCGUUGGCUACCAAAACGGAUCGAUCUUGAUCGUGGGGCUUCAACCUUCUUUCACUAUACUGCACACUCUGACGUCGGCACGUUCACCUUCGGCCGUGGCAAAUCUGAUCUGGCAUGCCUCCUCAACGAAGCAAAGGUCGGACAUGCUGGCCACGCAGACUGUCGACGGAGACCUGCGAGUUUGGAGCGUUUCGAAGCCGCCAAAUACGGAGACGCCAAAGAUCCUGCGUGUUUUAAAGAGAAGGGACAAUGUGGAGCCAGGACUACAUUGGUGCGCAUGGUCAAAGAAUGGGAGGAUCUUGCAACACUCCGAAGGGGAAACUUGGUCAUGGGAUGUCAGAACGAAACACGUUACUUGCGAGCCAAUACCGACAGUCGAGGGAGUCAGGGGUGUGGCUUGUUAUGGUCCACAGGCGACGCUGUUCACACUUGGGCCCAAUCAUACCGUGCAACAGUAUGACACGAAUCCUCCCGCGCUGGGCAAGGAGGUACAAUACCUCCCCAUGGCACCUCCUCCAGCCCCAAGUAUACCAAAUCCGGCUCAACGCAUUCCAGGUACGGCACCGCCUAUUGCUGUUUCCCGUGGGCCCGAGACAGAUCGAGGUGCUGUGACUCUGUCAACUAUCCAAAGAACCUCGAACGAGAUGCAGGCGAUUGAGCAUGCCCGCCAGCUGCGUGACGAAAUGGCAAGCCCACUUUCAUCCACAAGCAGGACUAGCAGAACGGACACGAUGAGUACUACAUCGUCCAAUCGUGCUUACCCAAGGCACCUUCCGUCCAUAUCAUCCCGAGCUCAAAGUGGGACGACGUUUUCAACCAUAUCGCCCUCCAUGGUUGGUCGGGAUAGCCUAUUUUCCGGUACCACAUCAAUCUACCCGUCAACGGCAUCCAUGGCCUCCUCGGGACGAAGGUCUAAAGGCUCUCGCCUUCGGCAAGAGGUUGUCCGAAGCCCGGAUAGUUCGUACGUGGAUCUCUUUCCCCGUUCCAGGAUACGAUUAGGCAACAUGACCUAUGAACAGCCUGAGCCUCUGGAUCAGGAAAACAUGACCUCUGAUGACCUCCGAAGACGGAUGUUGGAGGUGGUGUUUGGAUGGAGUGAUGAUAUCGAAGCGUUGGUUAAGGAUGAGCUACUUCACCAGCAACCGGGAUCACAGAGCGCUGUCCUUCUAUCAAAAUGGCUGGGUGAAGUCGAUUCUGAUAUGAUGACUGCUUCAGGCAUGUCCGAUAACGUCAGCGAACUCGAUUGGAUGAUGAUGGCUCUCAGCAAUAUGGGCGCUUCCGGUUCGAUGAACAAAAUGGGCGAAAACAUGGUCCAAAGAUUGCUCCGGAAAGGCGACUUUCACACCGCAGCUACCAUUCUGCUAAGUCUUGGCGAUCGAGAAGAUGCAGUCGAAGUUUACGUUUCACGAAGCUUCUACAUGGAAGCGAUUCUACUGACUUGCUUGGCUUUUCCUACUGAUUGGCAAAGGCAAGCCCAUCUGGUACGACGCUGGGGCGAAUUCGUGGUAGAAAACUCGCAGCAACAUCUCGCUAUCCGAUGCUUUUCGUGCACUGGAGUCGAGCCGCCAAUUCCAUGGUCUUCCCCCUCGCCACGAGCUGUAAAUACGCCAUCACAAACACCGCCAAGUAUCUCGUCAAUGUUGAGUCCACCGGUAUCACCUCCACCGGCAGCUCCGCUUACUCGAAUGACGACCAAAAAUUCGUCAUUGAAGGUAAUAACCUCCUUUGAAGCUCCGGCCCAGGCUCAGUUCAAGUUCCCGGGCUUAGCAUCGACGGACCGCACGCCCACCAACGGGCCCGGAGUCACCCCGAUCGCGGAGUCUGCCAUCUCGCCAGGAGGGACACCCGGAGGUUUUGAUCGAAGACAGGCGCGUGGCAUGAACAGUCUCACCGGAAGAUUGACCACUCCUGGAGGCUAUCAUAGAAAUCGUCUACCUUCUAUUGGGGAAACACCAGUGGACGUUUCGUUACCUGCUUUUACUCGACCGAGCCAGCUUCCCACUCCUGACAAUUCCGGGUCGGAUGCUGAGAAGGAGAGAGAGAAACAUUUGAGAUCUCAGACUUCAGAGCCCAAGAUCGAGAAGGAAGGCGAGGAAGCGCCACCGCUUCUGCUUAGCUCAGCUCGUUACGAUCCUGGAACUCCUGCCACAGGCAAGACUCCGAUGACUGCUGUCCCGCAAACAUCUGUUCGAACGACAAUCUUACCAAAUCCUUCAGAAGAGACUUUCAGCGCUUUCAAGGAGAGAUCAAGGAAUCGCAACGGCUCUAGAGAUAGAAAGCCGGAUGGAUUGCAUAUUCGCAUGCCUUCUCAAGACCAAAUUCAGACCACGCAUUAUAUCUCCUCUGCCGGUAUCAGCUCACAGCCUGCGGAACAUAGAAAGUCUAACACGUUGAACUCGCUGCACUCUGCCGGACUCUCAACGGGACAAAGCGACACAAGGAGCCCCUCGAUCAGUGGUCAAAGUUGGGCCUCCGCGAAAAGUCCGAGUGUCAGUGGACGGAGCAUUGAUCAAUACAUCAGCAGCUUGGAAGAAGCUGGUUCUCGGUCACGAAAGACAAAGCACAGAUCCGAGAAGCGUGGAGAGAGUCGCGAAGGUAGACCGCCCAAGUCUCGAAGCAAACCCCGAAUCCACGAGCGGUCUGAAGACCGUGGUCGAGACGACCGAAGGUAUAUACGUCCUGCCAAGAGAUCUCCAUCUUCGCCAAAACCCAUGUCACCAGAAACUUACCUCGAGCCAAACAGUGUAGAGAGCAUCGAUGGCCAGGUGGCCGAUAUCCGCUCACCGGUCUCGGAGGGUAGAUACAUUCGAGAUGACAGCCAUCAGCCGAAAACUGCCUCCAAGGUCCGAUCUGGGUCCAAAGCAUCGGACUACUCCCAUCGGACCGUCCGGCACAGGUCACCUGAAGGGGUCUACGAUAGCAAUCUGGGCAGCGAGGCUAGUUUUGGCCGCAGCAAAGCGAGCAGCCGUCAACCGAGUCCGCGAGGAUUGCUCGAUCCGAACGGCCGUGGCAGGAGCAAAUCCAAGAACAAGGGUUCUAUUGCGAGAUCACCGUCUUCUCCCCUGCCCAUGUCAAUGUCACCCCAAGCUCAAUUCUACCAGGCGAGUGACGAAGAUGAUGGCCCAUUGCGGAUUGUCGAGGCAAAUCGCCAGCGUCUGAGGUCUCGGCACCGAAGCGGGAGUCGGAGACCGCGUGAGCGUGGCAGCUCUUCACGACGGGAAAAAUCUCCAGACCGCAGGCGAGGUCAUGAAGAGUAUCACCUUCGCGUUCCGGACAGUGACGAAUCAGGGCAGCAGCCCAGAUCCGCUGUCGAGCCACGUCGUGCACCUGGCGAUCAAAUGUUAGGUGACGUCCGGCAACCAAAACUGGAGCGCCAAAAGUCUGCAAGAACCCAGAAGAAGGAAACAGCGGCACGUGAGCUUGAAGCGCGUCGAGAGUCACUGCUUCGGAAUCCUGAAGCACCGUUAAUCCUUCAUCCCGAUGAGGUCAGCAACGCGAGGCCAAAUCCACCUUAUCGUGCACAAACGGACCUCAGCAACAGUCCAAAUUCGUCAAAUCCCGUGGUAUCGCAGUAUGAAUCUCGCAAGUACCCAGUUACACCGGUGGCCAUGGAAAAUGGUGACUUUAUUAAUCGAGCUGCAAGCGUCGGUCCAUAUGGCCUGCCGGCUACCCCACGAGCCAUGCGUCACCCAAGAUACGACAAGCACGAGAACAUACCGGCUGUACCGGAAAUGCCCGAAGGUAUACAACCUCUGCCCGAGAUGUUCUAUACUGGGCAUCCCAUGCGGGAAUUCCCACGUUCGAUGUCUGCUCCUGUUCCUGACCAGCAUCCACCCAUGCCAGUCGACUUACCAACGCAUCCCGCUUUCCAUAAAGCCUUGCGCCCCGGCAAACGUCUGAACUUUUCACCCUUGGGCGACAUUGGUCAACAACGACACAAGCGUUCUAGUGACUCUUCAUCGGGGACACAUGCUCCAGUCACUGCUGGCAUCGACGAAACACUCCAUGCUGCCGACUCAGGGAUUCAGAUUAUCAGUGUCGACGACCCUCCUCUGUUGCCAGAGCUGCAGCAUCUGUCGAUGCCUCCCCCACCGCCGCCACCACCACCUCCUGCUCCAUAUCCAUAUCGCAACGAUCCUGAGUCAAGCUCUCUUAGUAGCAAUAGUAACGUUGGCGUGAUCAAGAUGGUCCUUGAUAACGAGCCUGAGGACGAAGCGAACGUGAUCGAAGUGCCUCCUCCUCCUCCUCCAGAGAUCAUCAGUAUGCGGAACACUCGAUCGCCUCCUAUUAGGACUACAACUUCUCCACCGCCUUCGUUAAGUCGGUCAGGGUCAGCUAGUCGUCAUCAUCGGGGUCGCAGCGACAACUUUAAGAACGGCAUCAAGGGUAUUACGGAUCGUCUAAGGAGCACAAGCCGAGGACGUAACACCAAAUCUCCUGACCAAGUCGUCAAUACGCCGUCGCCGUAUGAAAGCGUUCCACCGCUGUACUUCUAG
This is a messenger RNA of Letharia columbiana, 5085 nucleotides long. RefSeq lists its product as uncharacterized. Gene Ontology annotation, cellular component: nucleus. NCBI's taxonomy places the organism in Eukaryota, Fungi, Ascomycota, Lecanoromycetes, Lecanorales, Parmeliaceae. The transcript is spliced from 6 exons. Bases 1 to 5085 code for a protein of 1694 amino acids. Gene Ontology annotation, molecular function: transcription factor binding. Gene Ontology annotation, biological process: positive regulation of transcription by RNA polymerase II. The record is from RefSeq and is a predicted model, not a curated record.